Messenger RNA from Carassius gibelio (silver crucian carp), 3410 nucleotides. RefSeq names its product phospholipid phosphatase 6 (gene plpp6). The record is from RefSeq and is a predicted model, not a curated record. The transcript is spliced from 2 exons. NCBI's taxonomy places the organism in Eukaryota, Metazoa, Chordata, Actinopteri, Cypriniformes, Cyprinidae. The coding region runs from base 212 to 1087 and encodes 291 amino acids. Gene Ontology annotation, molecular function: sphingosine-1-phosphate phosphatase activity.
UGGCGAUGUGCAAUAAUUACAAGUUGCAAAAACCAAGAAAAGAAGAUCUUUGCGCAGAGCUGCUUUUAAAGAUGGCGUCCAGUCAAACGAGUUCUCUGUUAUCACCUGUAAAACUAUGACUUGAAGAAAAGAUACAUCCAAAAGCUAUAUUAUAAAACAGAAGACAUUCCAAGAAUAUCGGACUAGCCUGUCUUGGCAUCUGUGAGUUAAAAUGCCUUCUCCUAAAGCGCGGAGCAGCGGCAGUGGUCCGUGUCCCGGUGGAAACGGGCGCUAUGAGUUCCUCUCUCUGAGCCGGGCUCCCGCGCCGCAGCUGCUGCAGAGACAAGGCUCCGACCCCACCACAGCCCGGCUCCGAGCCUCCGAGAGCCCCAGCGGAAGACGCGGCUCGGGGUCGUCCACCUCCUCCACCGGCGGGCAGCAGUUACCGGAGGAAGACUGUAUGAGACUAAACCCGUCUUUCGUCGGCAUCGCGCUCCGCUCUCUGCUGGCCAUCGACCUGUGGCUGUCAAAGCGGCUCGGGGUGUGCGCCUGUGAGGACUCGUCCUGGGGCAGCAUGCGACCCCUCAUGAAGCUCGUCGAGAUCUCCGGACACGGGAUCCCGUGGCUGGCCGGUGCCGCCUACUGUCUGUACAAAAGCGACAGCGCCGCCGGUCAGGAGGUCAUGCUGAACCUGCUCACGGCCUUGGUUCUGGACCUGGUCCUGGUCGGCGUGAUGAAGGCUGUAGUGCGGCGGCGACGUCCCGCUCAUAACCGUAUGGACAUGUUUGCCACAUUCUCUGUGGAUGGCUAUUCCUUCCCAUCAGGCCAUGCCACACGUGCUGCAAUGUGCGCCCGCUUUCUAUUGGCACAUCUGGUGCUGGCGGCCCCACUCCGCGUUCUUGUCCUGCUCUGGGCCACAUUUGUUGGUUUUUCUAGAGUUCUCCUCGGACGCCAUCACGUGACGGAUGUCGCCUUUGGUUUCUUCAUGGGCUACUGGCAAUAUAAUUUGGUUGAGAUGCUCUGGUUGUCUCCAGUCAUGUUGCAAAGUAUGAUGGGACGGCUUCACAGAGAAGUUAAGACUGAAAUCCCCAUUGUUUGGAGGAUCUAGACGCAUUCGGUUGCUGGUAAUAAUUCCAUUAAGUCUGUCAAAUUGCUUUAUGUGUGUUUUUCACGUUUUCGGUGUCUUAACUUGAAUGUAAAAUCUCUCAUAUCUUCUGCCUGUAAUAUCCAAGGUUUUAGGUUCACAUUUGAUCACAUUGAACAGAUAAAUGAGUUUAAGAUGAAGUGAAAACAGACUUCACUACUUUUCCAUCACUUGAAGUGAAUUCUCUGCUACUUUUGUCAGUAAUCUGAGAUGUGAUAGAUUACUCCAGUUUUAAUGAAUCCGCUGCCGUCCUGUUCUGCUCUUUUGAGGAUUGGUGCAUAUCGAAAAAGGAGGACGGAUGGGAUGAUCUCUGGCUUCUAACAUCAGUGUUCUUGUUUACAGAAUAAAAUCUCACCAUUGUGGUACUACAUUGUUAUAGGACCUGAAAAACUAGGCAACCUCUUGAAGAUUAUGCUUCCAUUUUAAUAAAAAAAAUCAGCUCUUCGUGAAUGAAUAUAUAAUUGAGCAGGGGAAGAGAACAUUUCAGCACAGAUCUAAUACCUUUAGGCUAUGUUGUGUUAUCCCUGAAGGGUUCCUCAUUACACUGAUAUCUAAAGUCUUUUGUGUUUUAAGGCUCUGUUCUGAUGUCCAUGUCUCAAAAGAGUGAAAUUGUUCUUUUUCUGUGGUUUUAUUGUGAUCUUGUUAGCCACUGUUAAAUUGUAUUGCACUUUUUCAUGCAGUCUUAUUGAUCUAUGAAAUGGAAGUUUGUUGUAUUGCUUUGGUUUUAUAAAAAUUAGCUGGUUUUUCAAUAGGGUUAAAGCCACAGCUGUGAUUAUAGAGCCAUAAAUCACAUGACAUGCUGUAAAUUGUUGCCAUAUAUCGUGGGAAAACCAGUCAUAAUGACUGUUAGAUAAUAUUAAGCAGGUGUAAAUUGCACCAUGAUGGCCAUAAUUUUAAAUACAUUUCCACUCUCUCGUCACUCUCAGACUGGACCAAAAAUUUUUACUAUAUGGCCUAUAUGUCAUAGAACUAAGUGAUUACUUAUGUACAGUGGUCUUUACAUGGUGUUUGAAGGAAUAGUUCAGCCAAAAAUGAAAAUAUACUGAAAAUAUUCUCACUCUCAGGUCAUCCAAGAUGUAGAUGAGUUUGUUUCUGCAUCAGAACAGGUUUGGAGAAAUUUAGCAGUGCAUCGCUUGCUCAGCAAUGGAUCUUGUGCAGUAAAUGGGUGCCAUCAGAAUGAGUCCAAACAGUUGAUAAAAAUACAACAAUAAAAAUGAUACCAGCCCAUCAGUUAACAUCUUGUGAAGUGAAAAUUAGCAUAUUUGUAUUUCCAACAUCUUGGAUGGCCCAAUGCCAAGUUUUCAGUUUUGGGUUAAUUGUUCCUUUUAAAAAUAUUUCAAAAACUCCAUGGUGUUACCAUGUACAUGUGAAAAACAGUGUUUCCAAAGCACUUGUUAUUGACCUUGUUAGUGGAGGAAUCUUAUUGCCUCAAUUAUGUUAGUGAGAAGGGGGUUUAGGGCCUUUCUUUUCUUUCUCAUAGCUUUUACAAUAUUGAGACUAUUUUGAAAUUACAUUUGUGUCAUUCUACUCUGCCAUUUUCUUGUUUAGAUGACCAGAAAUAUAUGGACCCAAUUAUAACCAGUUUUGGCUGUUCCUUUAAGUUCCCACUGAGGACUGUCUUAAUGCUACACAUGCAAUUACAUUUUAGAGAGUUAUUGACUUCCAAUUCAAAAUCUAGAGCUUUUUAAAAUAUUUUUUCUUUGGUAUAAAAUAUAUCUCCUCUGGCAGCAUUUGCCCUCAAAAUAAUUUUGCCCUCAAAAAAAUAAGAUUCUGGUGAAGGUUCUGGGUGUUUUGACUGUUUCUAGACAGCCAUAUGUACAUUCUUCCUUUGCAAUAGUUGGGUUAUUUCUUGAAAGUGCAAUCAUUUGAUCAUUUGUGCAAUAUCAAAAUUCAAUUGACAGAUGGCAUCCAAUGAUGUUUUUUUUAAAUUGCAAUAACUUUGCAAAAGCGCUGUUUUGGUGAUGUGUUUACAAGGGACCACGUGUGUUGUGGUGGUGGUGUUUUUUUUUUCUCUCUUUCUCUUUUGGAGGAUGGAGAGGGAAAACAUUUUUAUUUGAAGUGUUUUCGAUGUACCGUCAUUUUAAAUGGCUUCAACUAUUUCAAAAUCUGACAUUUGAUCUUCGUGUGGUUUGCAAUGCCAAUUUACAUUUACCAAAGUCAAAAUGACAAGGGAUAUUAAGAUAGUGACUGCUAUGACUGUUGGUUGUAUUUGUGAUGUAAAAUAUACUCUGCAUACAUCCAAAUAUGAUUGUAUUUUCUAAAUAAAUAUGAAAGAAUCAAUGCUUUA